AACAUUAUUUCGAUUUCUUUUAAAAAUGAUCUCCACUAUCCCAGUUUUUCACGUAAUUUCCCAAUUUAUAUUCAUCAUCGUGGCUUCCCUGCUUCUGAUUUUCGAAUUUUUCCUGCUUUUUGCCACAAUAUCCCAUCGAAAUGAUACAAAAUUCCCAGUUGCAUAUCUGAUUGUAAUGACAAUUUGUGGGAUAGUUUGUAAAAUUGCAUUCAUAACAGAUUUUACAACAUAUUUGUUCUUUCCAGAAGAUAUUUAUACUGAAUACCGCCAAUUCAUCGGUAAAGAGAUCACAUUAGUGGGAACACUGUCAUAUUUCGUUCCCAUGUGUGUUAGUGUUCUCAUGACACUGAACCGUCUAUUUAUCGUGAUAAAGCCAACAGAUCAAGCGAUUUUCAGUCAGAAACGGAUAUUUGUAUAUAGUUUUGGAAUUCUGAUUUUCUGUCUGACGCUUCUGUUAAUUCCUUAUUUUUCCGAUUGUUCUGUUAACUUUUUGGCGAGUAGCCUAGAGUUUCAGACCGAUUGUGCUCCUGACAAACAUCCGGUCACGAGAUUCACCAACGCCAAUGCUAUAUGUAUUCCAACAACGCUUCUCCUCGUGAAUUUAGUAAUUAUUAUUCAUUUGAAAGCAGUACGUCAUUCUACAUACACAAAGUUAUUUCAAAAGACAUCUGCAGUUGGUUCAAAACGAACUAGCCAAUUGGCUCGGUGCCAGAAACGUCGUGAGCAUGCUCUAAUGCGUCAGACAUUGGCUAUUACCGUAUACCUGUCCUUCUACGAAGUCGGUAGCUUUUUGAUGAGAACGUUCCCGAUAUUCUAUCAAAACCUCCCCGAAUCAAUUCGCUCUGCAUAUUUCUAUUUUCGUCUCGAGACUAUAUGCGCCAUUACAUUCUUCGUAUACUUCAUGGAGAGUCCGUCAAUUAGGAAAACGCUUCUGGGACGAUCGGACCCGAAGAAGAACAGUGGAGAACAACAUGGAAAUCCAAAGAUUUCGACUAUCACGUUAAGAAUUUGAAUGUUUUUUUUGUAUAAAGGACUACAGAAUA
This is a messenger RNA of Caenorhabditis elegans, 1043 nucleotides long. It is a transcript of the gene srxa-6, whose product is annotated as Serpentine Receptor, class T. Bases 26 to 1012 code for a protein of 328 amino acids. Lineage: Eukaryota; Metazoa; Nematoda; Chromadorea; Rhabditida; Rhabditidae. The record is from RefSeq and is marked reviewed. The transcript is spliced from 5 exons.